This is a messenger RNA of Chanos chanos (milkfish), 1308 nucleotides long. RefSeq names its product protein THEM6. The record is from RefSeq and is a predicted model, not a curated record. The transcript is spliced from 2 exons. NCBI's taxonomy places the organism in Eukaryota, Metazoa, Chordata, Actinopteri, Gonorynchiformes, Chanidae. The coding region runs from base 4 to 612 and encodes 202 amino acids.
GUGAUGUUGCAGUGGAUCCUUAGCGGGUUUCUUGCGCUGUUCAGCAGCUUAGACGUAUGGUACUUUCUACGAGGGGCUGUGGUAACGCUGAAGGCCUGGUUUCAGGGUCCAAUUCGGGAUGUUUUGGCUGAGCAAACUGUCCAGGGGCGAGUGCUGUCUAAUGACAUAGACUUCAUGGGCCAUAUGAACAAUGCUCGCUACUUGAGAGAAUGUGACUUUGCCAGAUUUUCUUACUACACGCGUAAUGGGAUGUUCAAAGCCGUAAGUGUAUUAAAGGCGAGCAUGGUGGUGGGGGCGUCAACCAUCCGUUACCGAAGGUCGUUUCAAUUUGGUGAGUCAUUCGAGCUGCGCACUCGCAUAGUUUCCUGGGAUGAGAAGUCAUUCUACUUGGAGCAACGGUUCGUCUCGAAAAGAGACGGUUUCAUCUCUGCCAUUAUGAUGUGCAGGCAGAAUGUUAUACGCAGUACUCCAGACAAGAUCUUAGAGUUUCUCUGCAAGAGAAAGGUGGAAUGCCCUGAUAUUCCACAGGACCUUCAGCACUGGAUCAACUUCAUCUCUGCCAGCAGCCAGGCUCUGAGGGCAGAGCAUGGGCUGGAGGGAAAGACCAAAUGAGAACAGAUGUGGACCCACAACUCUUCACCCAGACGCACACUACUGACUUUCAGUCUACCAAAUCUACCAUACAUUGUUGCUGUUGUAUGAGUGAACCAGACAAAAGGAGCAUUUCAUCAUGACAAUUAAGGGAACAUGGAACCAUAAUUGAAAAGUUAACCAAAAAUCUCAGAAUAUUAAUAAACACAAUUUUGAUAAUUACAUUGAGGUAUGGAAAAUCAAAUAGAAGAGGGGACUAUGAAUAUUAUAAAGGAUGUAAUAGAAUCUCGUGUGGUUGUCAAAAAUUUGGUGUUUGAUACUUGAUGUUUAACUGAAGAGAAGCAUUUUGUCCCAAUGCAGUGGUUUUCUCUUUAUUCUUCUGAUAAUGCCUUCUGCUUUAUUUAAUGUCUCUAUAUGUAUAAGUUGGUUAUUUAAAACUACGACAUUGUAUUUGACCAAAUGUCCUCUUGCACUGGCAUUGUACAAACAGGGUGGUCCUCUGUUUCAGUAUCAUUCCUGUUUGUGGAACGUUUUGUAAUUUGCACUGAAAUAGUACUGUACCAAAAAUACUUGUAUUUUUAGGAAGAAAAAGAAAGUAUUUUAAGAAAGAAACAUAAAUAUUAAUUUAGGUAAUAUGAACCUUGUAGUUUGCACACAUUUGAUAGUUUGAUUGAGACAAUGUUCUAUGUUCUUUUAAAGAUUUGUUUUUGUUAUUGU